Molecule: messenger RNA, 4629 nt
Organism: Gorilla gorilla gorilla (western lowland gorilla)
Lineage: Eukaryota; Metazoa; Chordata; Mammalia; Primates; Hominidae
Product: double C2-like domain-containing protein beta
Exons: 8
Coding region: 6-911 (301 amino acids)
Biological process (GO): spontaneous neurotransmitter secretion; exocytosis; regulation of calcium ion-dependent exocytosis
Cellular component (GO): synapse; membrane
Source: RefSeq, a predicted model, not a curated record
CCAAGAUGGGGCCAGGGUGGGACCUGUGCCCUCCUCUGUCCGCAGCCGCCCUGGGCACGCUGGACUUCAGCCUGCUGUAUGACCAGGAGAACAACGCCCUCCACUGCACCAUCACCAAGGCCAAGGGCCUGAAGCCAAUGGACCACAAUGGGCUGGCAGACCCCUACGUCAAGCUGCACCUGCUGCCAGGAGCCAGUAAGGCAAAUAAGCUCAGAACAAAAACUCUCCGUAACACUCUGAACCCCACAUGGAAUGAGACCCUCACUUACUACGGGAUCACAGAUGAAGACAUGAUCUGCAAGACCCUGUGGAUCUCUGUGUGUGACGAGGACAAAUUCCGGCACAAUGAGUUCAUCGGGGAGACACGUGUGCCCCUGAAGAAGCUGAAACCCAACCACACCAAGACCUUCAGCAUCUGCCUGGAGAAGCCGCUGCCGGUGGACAAGACCGAAGACAAGUCCCUGGAGGAGCGGGGCCGCAUCCUCAUCUCCCUCAAGUACAGCUCGCAGAAGCAGGGCCUGCUGGUAGGCAUCGUGCAGCGCGCCUACCUGGCCGCCAUGGACGCCAAUGGCUACUCGGACCCCUACGUGAAAACAUACCUGAGGCCAGAUGUGGACAAGAAAUCCAAACAUAAGACAGCGGUGAAGAAAAAAACCCUGAACCCGGAGUUUAAUGAGGAGUUCUGUUACGAGAUCAAGCAUGGGGACCUGGCCAAGAAGUCCCUGGAGGUCACCGUUUGGGAUUACGACAUUGGAAAAUCCAAUGAUUUCAUUGGUGGUGUGGUUCUGGGCAUCCACGCCAAGGGGGAGCGCCUGAAGCACUGGUUUGACUGCCUGAAGAACAAGGACAAGCGCAUCGAGCCCUGGCACACGCUCACCAGCGAGCUCCCAGGGGCCGUGCUCAGCGACUGAUGCCCACCCGCCACUGCUACCCCUGCCGCCACCUGCGCCCAGCACGGCCGGCCCCGGGCUUCCCCAGCAGCCACCAAGGCCUGUAGCCCCCACACUGGGGGAGAUCCAGAACCCCUGCUUGGACACAGAGCCACUGCAGUCCCCGCUCGGAGGAUGUGGAGGGCUCAGCCACUCUGGGACGGGGAGGGCAAGGAGCUGGGGUGGGGGGCUCUCAGCCCUCUGGCGCCCAAGAGGCCGGUAAUGGAAAGAGACCUCAGCACCUGCCCAGGGGAAGGGGACACGCCCAUCUGGGAGCAAAGACCCUUCUAGAGGCCAGCCCUGGUUGAGAGGACAGGAGUGUGGGGGUGCCUUGGCAGACAGUGGGAACAGAGGAGGGAGGUGGUGAGCAGACAGACAGGUGGAGGAUGGGACCUUGAAGACUGGCUGCUCCAGCCCAAGAAAGCCUGACUGCAUCCCUCAUCUCCUUCGCUGCUGGACAGAUGGAAGAAGCGGGCCUGCCGGCCGAAAGUCUGCCAGAGUUCCCGGAGGCUCCUGAUGACGGGUAAAUUGGCACAUGCUUCACUCAAUUAUUCCACAAGCCCUGGGGGUGAAUGAGACACAGGGCCUGCCCUCAGGGAGUUCCCAUCUAGUCAGGAAGCUGGGAACAAACCAUUCCAACUGGGGUGAGAAAUACCAAGACCAGCUUGGCCAGUCUGCAAGUACUGUGGGCUCUGUUGACUCUGCCGGGAGGUCAGGGAAGGCUUCCUGGAGGAGGUGGUGCUUCCGUAAGGCCUAUGGAGGGUGAGUGGGGGCUUCUAAAAGCAGUCCAGGCAGUGGGAGUGGUCUAAAACGGCCUGGAGAGAGAAAGCCAAUGGGGCCGGGGUGCUGUGGACCCAGGGUCUCCUCUCCAGGGGAGGGUUUGUUAGGAAGGUGUGAGGCUCGAGGCAGGAGGUGGGGGACGUGAUGGAAACACCAUGGAGAAACUGGUGUGGGCUGAAGUUCAGACCUCAGACCCAAGUCUCCCACUCUGAUCUCUUUCUACUCCUGAGGGACCUCAAGGGCGGAGCCCGCCCCUCCUCCUUCCCGGCAUAAGCAUCAGGUCAGCUGCGGUGGAGAAAAGGGUCCCUUGUGCUUGGGAAAAAAGCAAGCAUUCCUACACGUCCUGACUCUGCCCUCCCCUCCCCUCCACUCCCUGGCUCACACUGGGGGCCUCCGGGUGCUUGCUCGUGGCAUCCUGGUCCCACUACCGCCACAGAUGUCCCUUUUGGGAGUAAUCAGUGGCAGUCCAGGGCCUUGUCCACCCUCCAGGAGCUGAGCAAGAAUCACCCUGGCUGGUGGGCCUGUCUGCUCCCCUGAGUGAGACUCCCCAGGAGGCUUGAGAUUAUCUGAAUCUUGGGGCCCAUGCCUGAAGCCCACAAACUUUCUCUGCCUACCAAGGGCCCCUCAGGAACGCUGGGUGAACAAAUACAGAGCCAAGGAGUUGCACAGCCAGAGUCCCAGUGUGCUCAGCCCAUCAGUGUGUGAUGGAAACAGAGGCCCAGAGAGGUCAGGUGACCUGCCCAGGGCCUUCCAGCCCCCACACAGCUGGGACCAGGAUCCACAGCCCCCAGCCCAGAGUGCUGGACACCACACUUCAGGGGAAUUGGCGUGCUGACCUCACACCAGAGAGGUCCUGCUAGCUGCCAGCCUGGGGCUCCCCCGCCUGCUGCCCACCCCUUCAACACCGAUAGAGGGACUCACAGGCACGACGGUGGGACCUUCCAACUGCAGACACAAAGCACACCACCACCUGAGGUCCAGGGUUGUGAUUUGAAUCCUACCAAGUGCCCAUCAGGCCUUUCCCAGGUUUCAGGGAAAACAGGACCCCAGCCCCCACACAGUCCCUGGCCACCUGCUGCUCAUGGAGACUUGUCUCCCCACCUUUAGGAAGGGUUUCUAUGUGAAGGUUUUUGCAUGCACUGGUCUGAACGCAUGUUCACAGCCCUGCAAGGUGGGUUUGAUUCUCAUCCCCAUCUUGCAGGUGAAACAGGUUCCCAGAGUCUGAGUAGUUUGCCAAGGCCACACAGCCAGGAAGGGGUGAACCAGGACUCAAACCCAGGUCCUCUGACUGCCACUUUCUCUCUCUGGGGGUCGGUACCCCCAGUCCCUUCCCUCUUGGUCUGUCGGAGACUCAGCAGAGACACCAGGUGAAGGCUCAGUAAGCUCAGGUGCGUGAUGGAGACCUGGGGUCUUGUCACUGUCCUGCCACCUCAUCCGCUGGCUUUGAAACCAUCCGUGCUACUUCAGGCUUCCCCAGAGGUGUCUAACCUGGCCCCAAAACUCAGCCACCCCACCCUAGCCUCUGGGGGCUGAGGCAAGGGCUCCUCUUUUCUCCACACAGAAUGGGCACCCUCUGAGGGCCUAAGGUAAGAGGUGGUCUCUUUCUAAAAGGCCUGGUGUCUAGUUAAGCUCUGGGUAUCUUCUUAGCUUUGCUUUUUUGGGGGUCUCAUUCAGAGAGGAGAUUUGACAGCCUCUCUGAAGACACAGAAGUGAAUGGCAGAGCGAGAAGAGGCUGUACCCCCCACCUACCAUGACUUCCUUAUUAGGCACAUGGGGAAUGUGAGGCCCAGUGGGUGAGAGGGGCCUGAAGGGGCACAGCUGGGACAAGAACCCAGAACUCCAGCCCCCCAGUCCAGGGCCCUCUACUGCCCAGGCUGUGCAAAUGGGGCUGGGACCGAAAGAUGGGGACAUUCAGGCUGGGAGGCGGGCUUGCUGGCCAGCCAGCCCAGGGGCAGCACAGGCACUCGGGCAGGAACUCCCCAGGAAGUUUGGAAACCUUCUUUCCCUAGGAUCUCAGCACCCUUUUAGAUCCCGUGCAGAUUGUCUUUCUGUUAAAGCGUUUUGAGGCACGAUGGCUCACGCCUGUAAUUGCAGCACUUUGGGAGGCCGAGGCUGGCGGAUCACCUGAGGUCAGGAGUUUGAAACCCGCCUGGCCAACAGGGCGAAACCCCAUCUCUACUAAAAAUACAAAAAUUAGCCGGGUGUGGUGGCGCACGCCUGUAGUCCCAGCUACUCAGGGAGGCCGAGGCACGAGAAUCGCUUGAACCCGGGAGGUGAAGGCUGCAGUGAGCCAAGAUCGCGCCACGGCACUCCAGCCUGGGCGACAGAGCAAGACUCCGUCUCAGAAAAAAAAAAAAAACAAAAAACGCUUUGAGAAGCUGCAGAAGCGGCUCUGCCUUUGACCCCGAAUGGGCAUCUUUACUCGGGUCCAUCAUCCCCACAAAGACAGGAAAUCUGAUGCCAAAAAAAAAAAAAAGUCAUUCCAGGUGUCAGUAACCAGGCGCUGCCUCCAGCCCCGCCCCGCCCGCCGCCCCGCCCGCCGCCUGCGCCAAUCCCCGACGGGCCCGUCUUCCAGCCCCGAAGCGGUCACCUCCUGACCUCUAGUGGCGAGCGCGGGGAACUGCGCCCCGGCUCGUCCGCCUGCCGAGCCCGGGCCGUGCAUGCCCUGCCCGUUGUUCCUUCGCAAGCCGAGUGAACCUCCCGAUGCAUGGACUCUGGCUGUCGUCGACGCAGACUCUCGUGCACUGCUUAACCCCGUUUUGCUGCCAUGUGACGGCUGCAGACACUGUCCUCAAACUGCAGUCCCACAGACAAGUUUUGUAUUUUGGUCUGACCUACCCGAAGGUGUCCUUUUUAAGUCUUAUUUGUUAAUAUUUAUAAUGACAUAUAAUCCAAAGUAAAUGGAAACUUCAUAUUGCGA